This is a messenger RNA of Chironomus riparius, 978 nucleotides long. Lineage: Eukaryota; Metazoa; Arthropoda; Insecta; Diptera; Chironomidae. The record is from the annotation of a GenBank genome assembly.
AUGUUUUUACAUAUUUUAUGCUCUUUUUGUGUAAUUUACACAUUAGCACUUUGUGUUCAAACACAGUCAGUCGAGGAUGAAGAAGCAAUCGAUUUGUCACAUUUGGGAUCAAAAUUAUUUCAGAAUCCAAAUUUUGAAUUUUCCAAAAACUUAAAUGCUGAUUAUCCAGAAGAACAAGGACCAUAUUUACAAGGUGAUUUAUUAAUUCCAACUGGAAAUGCCAAAAAUGGAAUGAAAAGUGAAUCAUACAGAUGGAAAAAUGGGGAAAUCCCUUACGUGAUUCGUGGUCGUUUUAGUUCAACGGAAAUGUCUUUAAUUCAGAAUGCAUUUAAUCAGUAUCACAAAAGUACAUGCUUAAAGUUUAUUCCACGUCGGUCUGCUCAAAGUGACUAUGUUGCCAUAGAUAAUAGUCAAUCAGGGUGUUGGAGUUCUGUUGGCAGAGUUGGUGGUGAGCAAGUUGUAAAUCUUCAAUCACCUGGUUGUGUAACAAAAAUAGGAACAGUCAUUCAUGAACUUCUACAUGCUGUUGGAUUUCUACAUGAACAGAAUCGAGAGGAACGAGACAAAUUUGUUUCCAUUAUUAAUUCAAAUGUUCGAACUGGAUAUGAAAUAAAUUUCAAAAAAGCAUCACCUGGAGAAACUACAGGAUAUGGUGUUGGAUAUGAUUAUGGGAGUGUAAUGCAUUAUUCUGCAAAGGCAUUUUCUAAAAAUGGACAGCCAACAAUCAAUGCUAAGCAAACGACAAAAGAACAAAUGGGACAACGUGAAGGUUUCUCUAAAAAGGAUAUUGAGAAGAUUAAUAAGAUGUAUAAAUGCAAGAGGCCAACAGCAGAAUCAGAUCCAUCAAUUUUGACAUCAUCUGAAGCGCCAUCAAGUGAAUCGUCAUUUCUGAGUAAUAUUUUUCAAGCAAUUUUUCCAAGUUCAAACAUGGAUGAGGAGGAAAUGAUAGAGGAACAGAAUCAAUUGUUGCGCUUAUAA